GCAACACAGAGGAGAGUUGAAGAGAGUUCUACAGAGGACAGCUGGAUGCUGAAGGAAGUUUAAAAGGAAAAUCUCUUUGUGGUGUGAUUUAUUUAUUGGUUUUUUUUUUAGAGUAACUUGGAGGGGAAUAUUUUACGGCUCUACAGUUGCUCUUCAGAGGAAGUUAAAAAGGCUUCUUGUGGACUACCGGAGGAGCAGCUUUUGAAGUCGUCAAGACAACACAGUCCCGUGUACUUUGCCAUGAGACACAUCCUGUCCUGAAGCUCCCUCGACUCCAUGCAACGUCUUUCUCAUCACUUUACGCCAAUGGACCCUCAGGUCUGUCCGCCGCCUCUGAGCAGCAGCCAGUCAAUGAUCAGCGGCCUUGACAAAUCCCCGGCAAGCACCUACAAACCUGGCCACUCUCGGAACAGCAGCACCGGCUCCUCCAAACAUUCAAAGCAGUCUCGUGACUGGGAGGUGAUGGACGACUUGCAGCAGAUGGAUAUGUAUUCAGCUCCUGGCUCCUCUCUGGACCUCAGUAUCCCUGGGAUCUGUGAGGGCUACUUGAUGAAGAGGAGGAAGUACCCGCUCAAAGGCUGGCACAAGAGAUACUUCCUGUUGGAGAAAGGAAUUCUCAAGUACUCAAAGACACAGCAGGAUAUUCAGAGAGGGAAGCUCCAUGGCUCUCUGGAUGUCAGCCUUGCUGUCAUGUCCGUCAACAAGAAAUCCAAACGGAUAGAUCUGGAUGCCGGAGACAACCUCUACCACCUCAAGACAAAGAGCCAUGACAUCUUCUACAUCUGGCUGACCAAGCUGUGUGCCCAUCGUGUAUUUAGGAAAAACGAGGCGAUGAGUGUCCAUCGUGGCGUCCUUCAUGCUCUCUCCAUGGGCCACAGUACCCUGCCAGCCAUGGCCACGCUUGCCCAGAAAAGCAGAUCAACACCCCCUCACUAUGCCAGCUCAGCCUCAGUGUACCAACCAGAGAUGGGCAGCCCCGCCCCUGCCAUCGCCUCUAACCCAGGGGUGACCAGCAAGGUGUCAGCCUGGCUGCAGCAGACCCAUGACAUAGAUGCAACCUCUAAUGACCUGGCUCGCUGUCAGGCAGAGCUGACUGAACUGGCUCAGCUUAUCCAGCGACUCCAUUGGCUGGAAGGAGGCCUGCCAAUCACAAAUACAGACCUGGAGAUGAGAAUCAGCAUGCAGAAUCUUUCUCUGGAGAAACCCAAGAAGAAGGUGGGGAAAGUGUUUGGUCACUCCAGGACUCUGUCCCGUGUUGAAGCCAUGGGGGGAAUGUUCACGUCCAGCCACCUGAGUACCAGUAACUGCUCUGGUCUGGGGGCGUCUGUCCAGUCUAUCCCUGGCUACGUCUACUCUCAGCUGUCCAAUCCUCAGGUCACCUCACCUGAGGCCAAGAAGCUCCACCAGGACAUCUGCACUGUUUCCCAGAGAGUUCAUGCUUCUCUCAAGUCCGUCCACGAAGUUUUAUCGUUUGAGCGAGAAAGACUGAGGCAGGCCUGGACCAGCCCAGACCUCAGGCAGAACACCUCACAGCAGCUUGCUACACUGUGUAGCACACUGUCUGAGCUUGACAUACAGUCGCGUCUGACCAAAGUCCACUCGCUUUCCCUGUCCUCUGACUCUACCGAGGAAUCCUUCUGCACUGUCCGUCCAGACCAGAGGACGCCGUCUAUGGGUCGCCACAGUCACCGUGCGCCCUCGGUGGCAGACUCCAUGAUGGAGUACUUUGACGCCAGCGAGGUGAUCGUGUGCGAGAGCUCGUCGGAAGCCGAGGCGUCGGACGAGUCGGGCCUGAGUGACAUCACCACCACCAGCAACUCGGAGCCGGAAGAGGGACACGCCACUGCCACCCUCAACUACAGAGCCAGUCUGAACAGCGCUUCUGAGAAACCCAGCCCAGCGCCCGCUGAUACCGGCCGUCGCACCACCAUGCCUGCCCCAGGAACGGACAACAGCCACAUUGGCAUCAUGACCAUCCUGUACAACAACAUCGGCAAGGACCUGUCCAGGGUCUCCAUGCCAGUGGCUCUGAAUGAGCCGCUGUCUUUGCUGCAGAGGCUCAGUGAAGAGCUUGAGUACUCUGAUCUGCUGGACAUCGCCAACCGCAUUGACGAUCCGUAUGAGAGGAUGGUUUAUGUGGCAGCAUUCUCCAUCUCUGGCUACGCCUGGGCGUCCUGGAGGUAUCGCUACAAACCCUUCAACCCCGUUCUAGGAGAAACAUACGAGAGCCACAGGGAAGACCGAGGCUUCCAUUACAUCAGUGAGCAGGUCAGCCAUCACCCGCCCAUCUCUGCCUGCCACGCUGAGUCAGAAAACUUCACGUUCUGGCAAGAUCAGAGAUGGAAGAACAAGUUCUGGGGGAAGUCAGUGGAGAUCAUCUCUUCCGGACUGGUCAAUGUUACCCUGCCCAAGUACGGCGAUCACUACGAAUGGAACAAGGCCGUGACAUGUAUCCACAACGUGCUGAGUCAGCAGCGCUGGUUGGAGCACUAUGGCGAGGUGGUCAUCAGAAACACAAAGAGCGACAUCUGCACCUGCAAGAUCACCUUCGUCAAGUCUCGCUACUGGAGCUCAGAUAAUAGUAAGAACGAGGUGCAAGGUGUGGUUCUGGACCAGGCUGGAGAGGUGGUCCAUCGCUUUGGAGGACUCUGGCAUGAAGGCAUCUUCUGUGACACUCUUUCUACACCACAGUGCAUCUGGAAGCCCAACGUUCAGCCUGAGGACCACUUCCAGUUCUACGGCUUCUCACAUUACGCCAGAGAGCUAAACGAACUGACGCCUGACCUGAAGGCCGUUCUCCCACCUACAGACACACGCUUCAGACCAGACCAGAGGCUUCUGGAGGAGGGGAAGGUAGCAGAGGCAGAUAAAAGGAAGGACGAGGUGGAGGAGAAGCAGAGGGAGAGGAGGAAGGAGAUGGCCAAGAGAGGGGAGGAGCACAUCCCCAGGUUUUUCAGGAAAUCCGUGGAUGAGGCUGGCAGAGAGGUGUGGCUGUACAACGGCACCUACUGGAAGGUCCGUAAAGAGCCAGGAUUCUCUAACACUGAAAACCUGGACCUGUGGUAGAGCGCCUAGCUUAACGCUGAGGCUGAAUGAAACCCGGCAGGUGCUAAACGCGUGUUAUCACGAUGAAGAUGAGCGAUGCGACCCUGUAUUAGUAAAAAUAAUUAAUUGUACUCAUGUUAGUUCAGUAACCUAGAAAGUGAAAUGACUUAUGACCACAUCUACAGAGACCUGCUGCUACCAGAACUGCACUUGAAAGCAUACAUGAACCUCUGGUCUGGUUUUUUUUUGUUUUUGUUUUUUUUGUGCCACAUAGAGGUGAGGUGCCACUAUGGAACAAAUGAAGACUGAGAUUAAGCCGGAUGUCUUUCCAGCCUUUUGCCUACCUCUGAUAAUGCAGACAUUAAAUAUAAUCAUUCACGAUUCAAAGGCAAAUCUUAAGGUGAAAUCCAGUUUUUAACUCUUUAUCACUGCCCUUGAGAAAAUUGUGGGUAAAAAUCUUAAAUCUUUUUUUCUGACAGGAUUGAGGCCUCUCUGCAUGUAAAGUGUCUUAUAUCAUGUUUGUGGGAAUAAUGUAAGAUUAUGUGUUAGUUUUAAUGCGUCUAUAUAAAUAUUUGUGGUCAGGCUCAUUUUUAAUGGCAUGUCAGAUGUUUGCUUCCUGCGGAAGAAUCCAGAACACGUGGAGGGCUAAUUCUGUUUCUUGUGGGAUGUUUUAGGUGAACUGGUGCUGUCCUGCUUCCUUUCUCAGUGGGUCUUAAUGUAUAAACUCAUGUUUAUACAUUAAUAUACGUUUUAUUUUCUGAUGUUCAGUUGUGGCACGUUGGUGACGUAUCGGUUUCUAAAGCGUCCUCACACUGGAUAAAUCUAGCUGACAGAUGAGGAUUGCGUCGUUUGGACCCUUUAUGCUCUCAGUUGAUGCAAUGAAGUAUUUUUUAUUGAUGUUUCAACAAUGGAUUUUAAUAAGGAAAAGAGACUACUGUUUAAUCCCAGGCAAAUGUUUUUUUCUUUGUUUUUGUCUCAAAUAAAAGGAUCCUGAAUCA
Toxotes jaculatrix (banded archerfish) is the source of this 4043-nucleotide messenger RNA. Its product is annotated as oxysterol-binding protein-related protein 7-like. Lineage: Eukaryota; Metazoa; Chordata; Actinopteri; Toxotidae. Gene Ontology annotation, cellular component: plasma membrane; intracellular membrane-bounded organelle; perinuclear endoplasmic reticulum. The transcript is spliced from 23 exons. The record is from RefSeq and is a predicted model, not a curated record. The coding region runs from base 277 to 3066 and encodes 929 amino acids. Gene Ontology annotation, molecular function: cholesterol binding.